This is a messenger RNA of Mus musculus (house mouse), 629 nucleotides long. RefSeq names its product RIKEN cDNA 4930583I09 gene. The transcript has 4 exons. The record is from RefSeq and is marked validated. Lineage: Eukaryota; Metazoa; Chordata; Mammalia; Rodentia; Muridae. The coding region runs from base 143 to 451 and encodes 102 amino acids.
GAGGACAGAAUCUGGGACUGAGAAGCCACCACAUCGCUUGUCUGCACAACUCCUUGCCCACGGUACUGAUGGCAGCUCUAUCAGCUGUAUCAGCAGAUGUAAUGACCUGCAGACCCACAGUCUCCUACUAUCAGAUAAACCCAUGUCAAUGACUCAGAUACAGAGAAACCACUCGCUGAUGGACACUCUCUUUAAAAAGCACUCACACGCAGAGGAGUUGCACCUUUGGGACACCAUAAAGAAUGGAUCGAAUAGUAGAAACUUCUUCAAAGUGACCGUCUAUCUCCAGAGCCAGAGUAACAUCUCUACGAAAGGCUGCCUAGGGCUUUGGCUCAGAUUUACUGCCUGCCAUUUGCUGCUUGAUACCCUCCUUCAGAAUCAAGCCAGCCCUGCCAGAAGCCAUGGAAACAGGAGCUUGGAGCAGGGCCCAGCAAAAUGGCUUGGAGGGUAAAGGUUCUUAUUGUGCAAACCUCAUUAAUUCCUGGGACCCAAAUAAAGGUGGAAGAAAAGACUUGUCUCCGUUAAGUUAUCCUCUGACCUCCAUAAGCGGACCACAAGUGCGCCAUGGCACAUGGAACCCCCAUCACACGCGUACAAGCUUGAUGAUAUUAAAUAAAAAUAAAGAUUUU